Molecule: messenger RNA, 1125 nt
Organism: Orbilia oligospora ATCC 24927
Lineage: Eukaryota; Fungi; Ascomycota; Orbiliomycetes; Orbiliales; Orbiliaceae
Exons: 2
Coding region: 1-1125 (374 amino acids)
Biological process (GO): carbohydrate transport; transmembrane transport
Cellular component (GO): membrane
Molecular function (GO): carbohydrate:proton symporter activity
Source: RefSeq, a predicted model, not a curated record
AUGGGGCCUGACAUCAAAAAAUCAAUCGAGAGGCCAACGGGAGAUGUCGAGUACAUCGAAACCGUACCCGAGUCAGCGACCUUAAAAAAACCGACUUUCCAAGAAAUCAGAGAAAGGCCAAAACUGGUAACCUACUGCCUUGGGCUCUCUGUUUCUUUCCUCCUACUAGGUUUUGAUUAUAGUGUGGUAUCAACUAUAUCUGCUAUGCCCCAAUUUCACAUCCUCACCGCGACAUCUGUAGCAGUAUGUUACAUAUCCGACGUUCCUGUCUCCCUCGACGGUAGAAGGGGCCUAUUUCUCUUUGGGAAACUUCUACAAGGGUUCGCUAUGGGACAUGUUGUGAGCACAAGCCAAACAUACAUAUCCGAGAACCUUCCGCCUGGGCUCCGUGGGCUUUUGUUCGCGCUGAAUCCGCUCUUUCAGCUUCUGGGACAACUACUAGGGGCAGUUGUAGUGCAAGCACUAUUAACUACCAAUGGUCCUCAAGCAUACAGGACUUGUUUUGCGACCCAAUGGCCGUUUUCAGUCAUACCUCUACUUCUAUCAGUGUUCAUGCCCGAAAGUCCACCUUGGCUUAUCAGGCAGCUGAGAGUAGAGGACGCACAACAGGCUUUCCACAGAGUCGGUUCAGCCGGCGUCGGAAAUUUGGAACAAGAAUUUCAGAGCCUAGUGCAAUUAGUAAUAGAAGAGCAUCGAAGAGCAGAACUCGAAAGUGACGUCCGCUAUAUUCAAUGCUUUCAAGGAGAGAAUCUUCGGAGGACCCUUAUUGUAGUAUUUGCCAGUUUAGUCCCCACCGCGUUCGGAUUGCCUUUACUCGCCUCCGUCAGCUAUUUUUUCCCAAUAUUGGGCAUGGCAGUGUCUACUUCACUUACACUUCUCAUUAUUGGAGUCGUUCUGGGUAUAGUAGCUAACAUUGUUAGCUUCUGGACGCUAGUAAGAUUCGGACGGAGGAGUCUAAUGAUUUAUUCGCUGGGAGCCAGUUCUAUCGUAUGGCUUGCGAGUGGAGUUGCAGGCAUCUUCAGCGGAAGAAUCCCUAUCUGGCAUGUAAAACUAUACUUUUCCUCACACGGCAAGCCUCAGGCGGUUAACAGUUUCAUUAUGCUAGGUUUAUCGCAGGAUCAAUGA